Molecule: messenger RNA, 1020 nt
Organism: Plasmodium malariae
Lineage: Eukaryota; Apicomplexa; Aconoidasida; Haemosporida; Plasmodiidae
Product: conserved Plasmodium protein, unknown function
Exons: 3
Coding region: 1-1020 (339 amino acids)
Source: RefSeq, a predicted model, not a curated record
AUGAACAAAGGGUUUUUUUAUUUUACCCUGUUUUAUCUAAUUUUGCAUAAAUCUACAUUAUUAUUUUGUAGAAAAAAAAAGGGAAAAUCAAACAACAUGUUUUACCCUUUUAUAACAUUUAUAAUAAAAAAUGUUUCAAAAAAUAGAAAAAGAAAAAGUAAAAACAAAAUUUGUACUAACAUUCUAAAUUAUAAUAUUUCUAUACCAAACAAUUGGAAGCUUUCAAAUGUAAACAUAAAUGAGAAUACAGUUGAGAUUGACAAUUUCCCCCUAAAUAAUUACAGUAUUAUAUCAAUUGACUAUGGAUAUAGCUUUAUGGGAUUGUGCAUUUUAUCAAAAAGCAAGUACAUAUAUGAAAAAAUUAUGUCAAGACAUAAAAAUUUAAUAUAUAGCAAUAAUUUUGAUUUACCCAUAAAGAAGAAUGUCGUUCUAUUUUAUGCCGUUUACUUUAAAAGCUAUAUUUAUAAUUUCUUUUCCUUUUUUCAUUAUUUAUUUGAAUUCAUUUAUAAUAGCAACAUCCUCGUAAUCAUCGGGUGCAACGGGUUAUACAAAAAUUACAAGAGAGAAAUACCGCACAUGAACAAGCUGGCAAGUGAUAUAGGAAGACACAUUUGCUAUUUUAUGAAUGAAAUUAACGGAAAAAGAGAAAAGUAUGCUGAAAAAGUUUCUUUUGAAGUAAGAGAUGAAUUAAUUACAUUAAAAAAGGAUGAUAUUUAUAAAAGAGAACAAAUUAGUUAUUUUGAAAAUUAUAAAUUUUUUUCGAAUGGAACAAAAUUGGACAUAAAAAAAGAAAAUGCAAAUAAUACUUUAAACUUUUCAUUAAAAAAUAUGGUAACCAAAGUAAAGGACGAUAAUAAUACUUUAUUUUCAAAAUUUUAUAACAGAAAUUGUAAAAAUAGAAGAGAUAGUUUAUCAUCCUGCUAUUUAUUACAUUACUUUUUGAAAUAUUAUGAACGUAAUCAAAAUUUUUUUCUUUUGCCAUCGAGAAACGUUAAUUACAUAUUUCAUAUGAAGAAAUAA